Molecule: messenger RNA, 3668 nt
Organism: Brassica rapa (field mustard)
Lineage: Eukaryota; Viridiplantae; Streptophyta; Magnoliopsida; Brassicales; Brassicaceae
Product: transcription factor bHLH78
Biological process (GO): regulation of DNA-templated transcription
Cellular component (GO): nucleus
Molecular function (GO): protein dimerization activity; DNA-binding transcription factor activity
Source: RefSeq, a predicted model, not a curated record
AAUUAAAUCAAACAUCAAAUUAUUUAUAUUUGAUAAAUAUUUUCAUUAAAACAUUCAAAUACUUAAAAUAUUUUAGAAAAUAUCUUUAUGGAAAUUUUUUUUACCUGAUUAAUAUUUGAUUAUAAAUUGUUGUAUUUCUUAAUUUAAUUAUUUUAUAAUAGAAAAAAUAUUGUGUUAAGAACAACACAAUUUAUAUGAAUUAUCUUAUUUUAAAAAACUAUGAUAUUAUUAAUAUAAACUUUUAAGAUAACAACACAAUUUGUUUUUAAUUAUAAUAUAUAUAUAUAUAUAUAUAUAUAUAUAUAUAUAUCAUUAAGAUAACAACACAAUAUAUGAAUAAUCCUCUUUUUUUUAAAAAAAUGAUAUUAUUAAUAUAAAUUCGUUUUUAAUUAUAUAAUAUAUAUAUAUAUAUAUAUAUAUAUUCAUCAAGGAUAACAAUGACAUUAACCAGUCUAACUUUUAAUGUGAGAGCUCGGAUGCGAAAAAUCACUUCGCAAAUAAUAGUAUAUAUUGAAAUUCUCUAUACAACUACUGAAUAAUAUCAUUUUGAGAGAAAAAAAUUACAAAAUCAUUAAAAUUCGUAUCAACUGAAAUGCUAGAAUAUAAUGUUUAUAGAAAUUGACAGUUUCGUAUCUUGGCGAACUUAGCCGUGGUUGAGAUUUCUGAAUACAAUAAAUAAUUGUGAUUGGUUAUGAAUUAAGAAAAUUGAGAUAAAAAACAUCACACAGAGUCAGAUCUUUAGUUUAGCCAAAUAUUAUUUUUUACGGAGUUUUCAUAUCAGACCAAAAAUUAGGAAACUAAUAAGAUUGCUAGAAAAAAAAUCAGAAAUCAUAAAGGCUUUAAAAUAAAAAAGUUCAUGAAAUUGAUUGAAAAAAACAAAAUUUAGAUUCCGAUUGAAGAGAUUACAUUAUUUUCUGCUUAACUCUAACACGUUUCACUCGAAUGUAUAGUUUUUUUUAUUAUAUUUACCAAUAUUUUUUUAAUAAAAAUACACGUUAUUGGUUAUAGACAACGUCAGUUUUGCAACAUGCCCAACAAUAUUGACACGAUGUCCAACCAUUUUUAUUAAUAUUCUUAAAAUGUGGUCUAAUAAUUAUGUAUGUUAAAUAAGCUAAAAAAUCUUUUUACAUAUAUUUUGUUUUGCUUUAUAUUAUUAGAAAAAAUUAAGUCUCAGUAAAAUACUUGGAUUUGGAUGUGAAGAACCGAAUCGAACUAGAUUUGAAAGUAAUAUUAAAGACAAACUAAAACUAAUUAAAUACUCAGAUGGAUCUAAAAGUUUAAUAUCCAGAUAACCAGAUAUGAAUCUGAUCCAAACUAAAAUAUUUUGGAUAACAAAAAUAUCUAAAUCACAAUUAUAUAUUUAAAUAUGUUAAUUUUUUAAAAAAAAUUGUAUCUAUUAGAUAUUCAAAAGGUGAAAUAUCUAAAAAUUAUCAGCAUAGUCACAAGUAAAUAUCUAAAAAUAACAGAAAAUGUUCAAAAUACUGAAAAUAUUUAUUUGUUCUCCAUCCAAAUAUUUAAAUUAAACUAAUUUUUAUGUAAAUUUAAAUAAUUAGUCUUACAUUAUUCAAAUUUUUAUGUUUUAAUAUUUUAUUUUUGGAUUUUUAGAAUUUAAUUGUAUUUAGAUUUUUGUUAAAAAAAUAAAUAAUUAAAAUGGGUAACUAAACUCGAAUUUGAACCGAACCCACAAAUCCACAAUGAUUCAACCAAAUCCAAACUAAAAGUUGUAAAUAUUAGAAUACGAUUUAAAUUUCGAACUCUAAAAAUCCGAAAUCCGAAUAGAUCAACCGAAUCCGAACGGAUAUAUGAAUAUCAUCCCUAAAAAACUAUACAACAAAUCAUUUAGUACAAUAUACAAUAAACAAUUUAAUAAACUAUUUCACUUUAUAUAAUAUUUGAUAAAACAUAAUUUAUUGGUUAUUUAAAUAUUACGCAACUAUAUAAAUCCCGCUGAAACCAUUUGAGCAUUUCCUUACCACUUACGCUCUUAUUCUCCUCCUCCGGCACACUCCAAACUUCCUAUUGUCUGAAGAAAUCUCUGACGUGAAGUUUUACUAUUAUUGCGUGAUUUACCAUUUUGCUAGAAUAUAGAUUUCUGAUUCUUGAUUCAUUCUCAAGAAACUGUGAGUAUGGACAACGAGCUGAUUAUGAACACAGAGCUUCACCCACCGCCGGAGAUAGCAGCACAUUUCGAACAACCGUCUUGUUCAUCGCCGAUGCUUAACUGGCCAUUAAUGAACUCGAACCUCUCUCAAUAUUCGCCUCCGCAGGAUUGCUUCACGUGGGAAAAGUCAACGGAGCAACAACAAAAACAGAGCAUCUUCGACUCUGCUUUGAGCUCUCUAGUCUCCUCCCCGACGCCGUCGAACUCAAACUUCUCCGGCGGAGUCGGAGGCGGUGACGGCUUCGUUAUCAGAGAACUCAUCGGGAAGCUUGGUAACGUCGGGAACAGCUCCGCGACUCCGAUGAGCUCCCCACCGCCGAUGAUGAACAGAACGACGCCGUUGACGGAGUUCUCAGGUGAUCCGGGUUUCGCGGAGAGGGCGGCGAGAUUCUCUUGCUUCGGUAGCCAGAGUUUCAACGGAAGAACCAACUCAAGUCUCCCUGUUAACAACAACGGGAAGAUCGUGAACUCGGGGAAGCUGACACGUGUCGCCAGCACACCUGCUCUUAACGGUUUUGUUUCUCCGAUGGUUCCCGCCGGAAAAUUUUCCCGGAAAAGAAAAUCUAUGACGAAAGGAAAAUCCAAGGAGAACCCACUUCCCACUGCUUCACCAGCACCCAGUUUCACAAAGACGGCGGAGGAAAAAGGAGGGAAAAGGAGAAGACGAGAAGACGAAAAAGAAGAUAACACAAAAGCACCUGAGCCUCCUAAAGAUUACAUCCAUGUUCGUGCUCGACGAGGCCAAGCCACUGACAGUCACAGUCUCGCCGAAAGGGUUCGGAGGGAGAAGAUUGGUGAAAGGAUGAAGCUGCUUGAAGAUCUUGUUCCUGGCUGCAAUAAGGUUACUGGAAAGGCAUUGAUGCUGGAUGAAAUUAUAAACUAUGUACAAUCACUGCAAAGACAAGUUGAGUUCUUGUCAAUGAAGUUAUCAUCUGUGAACGACACCAGGCUGGAUUUUAACGUGGACGCUCUUGUGUCAAAGGAUGUGUUUCUUCAGAUGAUUCCAUCAAGUAGCAACCGGUUGCAUGAAGCAGGACUCCAAGCAGAGUCUUUAAGUCAUCAUAGUUACAAUAAUAAUUCACAAUUGCACACUAAUGUUUCUUCCAGUAACAUGAUGCUUCAAUCUCCUGUGAAUUCAUUGGAAACUUCUACCUUAGCCAGCAGCUUCACCCACUUACCAACACUUACCCAAUUCACUGACUCAAUAUCUCAGUAUCAAAUGUUUAGCCAGGAAGAUUUACAGAGCAUUGUAGGGAUGGGAGUGGCACAUAAUCCCAACCAUGAAUCUCAAAACAUGAAAAUUGAGCUUUGAUCAACCACCUUUAUUUUCAAGGUCUCAAGCAAGGAAAAAAAGAAAAAAGAUUGAUGGGCGUACAUAACCACGCCAAUCUCUGUGAUUUAUUCCUGUACUCAUCACUAUACAUAUACACACAUUUAUGAAAGUAACCUACUUAUGUCAUUUUACAAUUUAUCAUUAGGGUUCAAUUGUAUUGUUAUCUUUGGAUUC